GCUUAAUAAAAUAAAAGUUAAAUUCAUGGGUUAAUAAUUAAUUAGUAUCCGUUCAUUAUUGUGUUGUUCAGUCUUUUCUUUUUUGAAAUGAGAAUGGUUCUAAGUUCUAACAUAUAGAUUCCUAACAUCUAUAAUCAAGUGCCAAAAACGACACAACAAAUUGAUGGUUCUUCUUUCUUGCCUUUUCAAUUCAUUGUCGUUUACAUAAACAUGUCGUUUGUUUAGCUUCCAACUCCCACACACCACACCACACCACACCACAAUCAUUAUCAUUUUUCUUAGAACAAACUUCAUACUAAUGAGUGCUGACUUUGUGGCUUUAGUACCCAAAACAAGGCACUUCCUCACAAAACAACUCAAAAUUAUCAUUGCUUCUAAAUCCCUCCCAAGAACUAAAUUACUCCAUGCCCAGACCAUUACAUUGGGUUUGUUGUCCUCUUCUUUCACAUCAAAUUUUGCUAAGUCUUAUGCUUUGUGUGGUCAUGUUGUUUAUGCCCGCAAACUGUUCGAUGAAUUGUCUGACCGAAGCUCUUUGUUGUUUAACGUUGUCAUAAGAAUGUAUACUCAAAAGGGUAUGUACUAUGAUGCUCUUAAAGUGUUUGGUGAGAUGAUUACUGUUGGAGAGUGUGUUCCUGAUAACUUUACUUACCCUUUUGUUGCUAAAGUAUGUGGCGAGUUGUCGUUGCUCGAGGUUGGUUUCGUUGUUCAUGGACGGGCAUUGGUUGCUGGUUAUGAGUCAGAUUCUUAUGUCCAAAACACCCUUUUAGCAAUGUACAUGAAUUGUGGGGAUACAGAAACAGCUCGAAGGACUUUCAUGGCGAUGAAGGAACGAACGGUGGUGUCUUGGAAUACCAUGAUUAGUGGGAAUUUUCGUAAUGGAUUUGCUGAGGAAGCAUUGGUUAUCUUUGAAUGGAUGUUGAAUGAGGGUGUUGAGCCUGAUUGUGCCACUGUUGUUUCAGUGUUGCCAGCUUGUAGUUGCACUAAAAAUUUGGUUUUGGGAAGAAAAGUUCAUGCCUUUGUGGAAGAGAAGGGAUUGGAGAAGAAGAAUAUAACAACAUCCAAUGCUUUAGUGGAUAUGUAUGCAAAAUGUGGUGAAAUGAGUGAAGCAAGAUUAGUUUUUGAUAAGAUUAGUAAGAGGGAUGUUGUGACAUGGACAAGUAUGAUCAAUGGCUACAUUUUGAAUGGUGAUUUAAGAAGUGGGUUGGAACUUUUUGUACUGAUGCACAAUGAAGGAGUAAAACCCAAUGCUGUGACUAUAGCUUCUCUUCUUUCAGCUUGUGCUACUCUGUCUUUUUCGAGACAUGGCCGGUCUUUGCACGGUUGGGCAUUGAGGCAAAAACUUGAGUCUGAUGUAAUUGUAGAGACUGCCUUGAUUGACAUGUAUGCAAAAUGUAAGUAUGUAAAUCACAGCUUUCAGGUUUUUGCAAAGACUUCAAGAAAGAAAAUGGUUCCAUGGAGUGCCAUUAUCUCUGGAUUUAGUUACAAUGGGCUAGCUAGAGAAGCAAUUGAGCUUUUCAAACAGAUGAGAAUGGAAGGUGUACAAACACAUGAGGCAACACUGAAUGGUCUUCUUCCAGCAUACUCGAUUCUAGCAGAUUUUCGUCAAGCAAUGAAUAUACAUUCUUACCUUAUUCGAGCUGGUUUUCUUUCAAGCAUUGAAAUUGCCACUAGUUUGAUUGAUGUGUAUUCAAAAGCAGGGAGUUUAGAAUCUUCUCACAAGAUGUUUAGCGAAAUCCCCGCGAAGGAGAAGGACAUAAUCGCAUGGAGCGCUAUAAUUGCAGGGUGUGGAAUGCACGGCCAAGGUGAAAUUGCUGUCUCAUUUUUCAAUCAGAUGGUUCAAUCUGGUGUGAGACCAAAUGAAGUCACUUUCACUUCUGUUUUGCAUGCUUGUAGUCAUGCCGGGUUGGUUGAUGAAGGGCUGCACUUGUUCAAAUCCAUGUUUGAAACUAAACUAGUGAAACCGAACACCGAUCAUUACACAUGUAUCGUUGAUCUUCUUGGUCGUUCGGGUCGAUUAGAAGAGGCUUAUGAUCUAAUCAAAAGUAUGACAUUCAUGCCUAACCAUGCUAUAUGGGGUGCAUUGCUUGGUGCUUGUGUUAUACAUGAGAAUGUUGAAAUUGGAGAGAUAGCUGCAAAGUGGUUGUUUGAGCUUGAACCCGAAAAUACAGGAAAUUAUGUACUAAUGGCGAAAAUUUAUUCUGCAUUAGGUAGGUGGAAGGAUGCAGAAAACUUGAGACUAAUUAUGAGUGAGAUUGGUUUAAGAAAAUCACCAGCUCAUAGUUUGAUUGAACUUAGAAAUAUGUGAAUUGAUUUUUGGUAACUUAGUUAGUUAAUUAUAGGCAUAUAUUUCUUUUGUAUUUUCAUUAAGAAUAUACAUGAUUAAACAGUUUUGAAAUCUCUUAUUUAUCUCUUGAGUUUCACAUUUGUAUUUGAAUUUUACUACAGCAACCAAAACAAUAGUAUUGCACUAUUACAGAGAAAUUUGGCACCA
Molecule: messenger RNA, 2491 nt
Organism: Cannabis sativa
Lineage: Eukaryota; Viridiplantae; Streptophyta; Magnoliopsida; Rosales; Cannabaceae
Product: pentatricopeptide repeat-containing protein At5g39350
Exons: 1
Coding region: 299-2305 (668 amino acids)
Biological process (GO): RNA modification
Molecular function (GO): protein binding; RNA binding
Source: RefSeq, a predicted model, not a curated record